Actinia tenebrosa (Australian red waratah sea anemone) is the source of this 1966-nucleotide messenger RNA. RefSeq names its product solute carrier family 49 member 4-like. NCBI's taxonomy places the organism in Eukaryota, Metazoa, Cnidaria, Anthozoa, Actiniaria, Actiniidae. Gene Ontology annotation, cellular component: intracellular membrane-bounded organelle; membrane. Gene Ontology annotation, biological process: transmembrane transport. Gene Ontology annotation, molecular function: transmembrane transporter activity. The record is from RefSeq and is a predicted model, not a curated record.
AUUCGAAGUCUUCGAAAUUGCAACUGUCAUCUCAUAAAUUUAGUACGCUUACAUCUUCACUAACUGUACGUUUGGGCCGCCUGUGGCCCAAUGAUUCAAAAUAUCCAUCACGAGAUGAUCACGAGGUAUUGCGUGACAAUCGUGACAUUCAAAACGGCAUUGUAUGAUCCUCCUUACCUGAUGUACAACGAUGAAUCACCAGAAUGAAAAUUCACCUUUAAUACCGACAGUCACAGUGAAAUCCAAACACAGUUCCGUUAAUAAUAUUGACGACAAUCACAGUUAUAGCAAUUCUUCUAUUUCAAGAUUCAAAAUUUACAAAAGACGAUGGUAUAUACUCUCGAUGUAUACAGUCAUUGCUUUGACGUGUAACCUUGAUUGGAAUACUUGGGGACCAAUAUCUCAGGCUUGUAAGAUACUCUUUGGAUGGGGGAAUUGGCAGGUUUUGUUUCUCACAAGUUGGUCUGCCAUUUCUAUUAUUGUGAGUGCUAUUCCUUCGACAUGGGUGAUGAAUGAGAAAGGUCUAAGAAAAUCAGUCAUUUUAUGCACUUUCCUACUGACUGCUGGCAAAGCAUUCCAAGUUAUUCCAUCCAGUGAUCCACUAACAAGAACCAUCCUGUUAAACAUUGGUCAAUGCAUCUCUAUGUUGAGCACUCCUGUCGGACUAGGAGCACCUCCAUCGAUCUCCGCUACGUGGUUCCCUCCAAAGGAGCGCACAACUGCGACAGCUAUCUCGACGCUGUUCGCCUACUUAGGGGUAGCUUGUGCGUUUGUUGUUGGUCCCUAUCUUGUACCUAUUACUAAAAGAGUACACAUCGGCAGUGUCGAUGUUGCUUUCACUAACCACACGGUAUAUGACAUAGAAACAAUGACCACGAACCUAUCUGAGUACAUGGGCAUUCAGUUAGGUAUAAGUGCACUUUUAUUGGUCUGUGUGUUGGUGUAUUUUCCCGACAAGCCACCUUUGCCUCCCUGUGCAACGUCCAGCAGUAGGCAACACAGCUAUGUAACGAGCGUCAAGAAACUAGUGGUGAAUGGACCGUAUCUCUACCUUGGGCUUAUCUUUGCCAUGAGUUAUGGGGUGUAUGCUGGGUGGAUGGCUGUGCUUUCUUUGGCAGUAAAACCGUUUGGUAUUGAUGAGUAUCUUUCUGGCUGGCUCGGAUGUGCUGCUGUCGUAGCUGGGAUUUUAUCCGGUGUGUGCCUUGCAAGAGUAGUGGAUUAUAUAAAGAGUCAUACCAAGACAGUCCUUAUAUUACUGUUCCUUGGCACAACCAUAUCUCAGCUUCUAUUUACCUUAACCUGCUCUAAAAUUAUCCCAUUUUCCAAGCCACUUCUCUUCUCUUCAAUAAUCUUUGGUGGUWUAUUCUUCAAUGUAACGACUCCUCUCAUGUUUGAGAUGGCCGUGGAGACUGUUUACCCAAUAGCCGAAGGUCUGACGGCCAUCCUUCUUCUUUGCAUUGGAUAUUCAGUCUAUCUGAUAAUAAUAAUAACAUUCAUGUUCCCUGUUAUGAACGUUAAAUGGAUUAACUGGGCUACAGUCAUUCUGAACGGUCUUUGUGUGCCAGGGUUAAUGGUGUACAAAAACAAGUUUAGGAGACUUGAUCUCGAAUAACGUUAUUCCCAUCAGCUAUAUUUCUGAUGGUUUGUAUUAAUGUAACCUGGAUGUAUAGCAUACCUUAGGAUUGGGGAGAUAGAAGAAGAGAUAAAGGAAUGUGUGUAGGGUGGGAGAAAGGCGAGCGCUAUCUUUACGUACGUACACCGGGAAAUAUUCUUAUACGAUUUUCUUAGAAAAUCUUCUUAUAACCUGGAUAUAUAGCAGACUUUAGGAUUAGGGAGAUAGAGGAAGAGAUAGAGGAGUGUGUGUUGGGUGACCCAUGGGAGAAAGGCGAGCGCUAUCUUUACGUACGUCCACCCGGAAAUAUUCUUAUACGAUUUUUUUAGAAAUAAAAAAGAAGCAUAAACAAGA